Molecule: messenger RNA, 1129 nt
Organism: Pistacia vera
Lineage: Eukaryota; Viridiplantae; Streptophyta; Magnoliopsida; Sapindales; Anacardiaceae
Product: vesicle-associated protein 2-1
Exons: 8
Coding region: 287-949 (220 amino acids)
Biological process (GO): endoplasmic reticulum membrane organization
Cellular component (GO): endoplasmic reticulum membrane; plasma membrane
Source: RefSeq, a predicted model, not a curated record
UUCAAUCAUCUCCAUCACCAUUUAUUCGUAGAAUCACUGAGUGCACAGAAUCACCGUACUACCACUCGUUUAACAGAAGAUUCCGAGUUUCAAUCUCCUUAGGACCACCUGAAAGAAAGAGAAGACCCGACUUUUGUGGCGAAAUCAUCGGGCCACUGCUACGGUUUGUUUGAACCGAGAAACUUCUGUUUCACCACAGUGGUUGUGUUGUGUGGCAGUUUGUAAAUUUAUUGAGUAAUUAUCCAGAGACGAGAAAAUUUGAUUGAUCUGAAGGUGGGACCCAGUCAUGACUGCCGGUGGUGGUAAUCAGUUGAUCUCUGUACAUCCAGACGAGCUCAAGUUCAUUUUUGAACUAGAAAAACAAAGCUUUUGCGAUCUUAAAGUUAUGAACAAUACAAAACAUCAUGUUGCUUUCAAGGUCAAAACCACUUCACCUAAGAAGUACUUUGUAAGACCCAACACUGGUGUGAUACAGCCUUGGGAUUCAUGUGUUAUCAGAGUUACCCUCCAAGCACAAGGUGAAGCUCCUCCAGAUAUGCAAUGCAAAGACAAAUUUCUCUUGCAGAGCGCAAUAGUGCUUCCAAAUACUGAUGUUGAUGAGCUUCCUCCUGAUACUUUUAAUAAGGACAGUGGAAAGACAAUAGAGGAGUGCAAGCUCAGAGUUGUGUAUACUCCUCCUACUGCAGCUCAAGGAAACUUAGAAGAUGAAGGCUUAGGGAGCUCCACACGGAGUCCUGAUGCAAACUCUACUUUACAGUGCCUGAAGGAAGAAAGAGAUGCUGCUUUUCGGCAAACACAGCUACUACAACAGGAUCUGGACAUGCUGAAGAGACGACGAAAAAAUGAUCCUGGUUUCUCUUUAAUGUUUGCUGGUUUUGUUGGAGUAAUUGGAAUCAUGGUGGGGUUCCUCUUGAACCUUUUAUUGUCUUCACCCCCCACGACAGAAUGAGUUGACGCAAGUAAUGAAUGCAGGAGCAAAUGUUAAUCUAUUUGAUUGUAUAAUUUUGGUUGUUCUGUUGGGUGGAAAGUUGGCCUACUUCCUUCUUUUUGUAUAUUGGAUCUUUGUCAAAUUGUGCCUUCAUCAGUUUGUUUUCCCAAUAUGUUUUAUUCAAUUUAUAUGUUACUCUUA